CCCGGUUCCUGACGCCGAUCCGUUCAGCACGCGGAUCACGGGGUAUGAACUUUGGCAGGACGACGGGUUGAAAGGGCCGUUUCAAAAGAUCUACCACGGGUACAAGCGCCCGGAGCAGGUGAAGUUCACGACGGACAUGCUAAUUCCCUCGCGGAUCUACCGUGC
This is a messenger RNA of Amoebophrya sp. A120, 165 nucleotides long. Lineage: Eukaryota; Dinophyceae; Syndiniales; Amoebophryaceae. The record is from the annotation of a GenBank genome assembly.